AUGACCUACACGAGAAACUACGCCGAGGGAACACCGCACGAGUGCAGGUGCGACAGCUACUGCGACGACUUCUGCGACGAUGGGCCGAAUGGCUGCGCCAGGACGUGCAGGAUCUUGAACGGAGUUUUCGAGCACAUCCCGUCCGUACAUGCAGGCGACCGUACUUGCACCUGGUACGCGCACUACGUGACCAACCCGAUUAACUACGAGGGCUACGAUUGCUCGUGGAUGACUGGCACUGGCGAGGGCGGCCAUGGAGACGAUUGUCAAGAUUGGACGUCCGUUGGCGCCUUGAAGUGCCGGGAGGGAAACCAGAACCAGAACAAUUGCCAUUUCUAA
Molecule: messenger RNA, 339 nt
Organism: Prorocentrum cordatum
Lineage: Eukaryota; Dinophyceae; Prorocentrales; Prorocentraceae
Source: the annotation of a GenBank genome assembly